Molecule: messenger RNA, 2503 nt
Organism: Stylophora pistillata
Lineage: Eukaryota; Metazoa; Cnidaria; Anthozoa; Scleractinia; Pocilloporidae
Molecular function (GO): protein binding
Source: RefSeq, a predicted model, not a curated record
AAUUGCUUUCAAUUGCUAAGUAACUACUUUACCAUUGAGUAUUCAAGAAAUUCUACUGCAUAAAAUUCAAUCAAACCUUUAAAUAGCUUUUCAGGUAUCAAUCGAGGCGAAAAAAAAGUUUACCGAGGAAGGCCUUUCGUAAAUAGUUUGUGUAAUUGAUCAAUUGGAACUGUUUUAUUACAGACCCCAGGGAGAUCUAUCUGUCCAGAUGCCUUGAGAUCAUCGUUGCUCAUCAUAACAAGGUAGCAAUAAUGACUCUACAGCCGUUUACAAAAGAACAGUUAAAUUACUUCAAGUUCGCUUUUGUCGUGGUCAAUGAAUUUCCAAAGGCAUUACGUCAAACCUUCAAAAACAAAUGGGACAAUAUCUUUGGACAUCUUCCUGGUUUCCAGCCCUGGGAUGACUCCGUUGCCGUGCGCAACAUGUUCCUUGCCAAAGAGAGUGGAUCUACUAAAGUCCCUACUCAUCUUUCGUACGAUGCGUGGGAUUGUACUGCCUUAUUCCAAGCCACCAUCUUUUCAAAGUCCUUUUCCAUGCCAGACGGUGGAGGCCAUCACAGAACACUCAGCUACUUGUUCGUGAGACCCCACAGACUUCCUACCGGAGGGUUUCAUGCUUCUGUGAUCAGCCGGACUGGGAACGAUGCUGAGUCAUUUGCCUUGGCGAUCGAUCAACUGCGACUUUUACGAAAUGCGUUCUGCCACUCACCCAGCUCAGAGAUCCCAAAAGCAACAUUUAACAUGUACCUACAGCUUACUAAAGAGACCUUCCAAGCCCUUGGCGUCUCAUCAAGUUCUGUGAAUGCAAUUGGAAGCUUAGCUGAGAAAGACUUUCCGAUAGGAAAAGUUCCCGAGCUCGAAGAUAAGAUUAGAAAAGAGCGUCAAGCUGAAAUCGCUUUUCUUAAAAAACGAGUAGAAGAUGAGUUGAUAAGCAUAAGGUCUGAGAACACAGAAGCAAACCAGGAGCGGCGGAAUGAGGCAGAACGAGUCGUAACAGUUUUAAGAGAAGAGAUUCAACAGUUGGAAACGCGGUUGCAAGAACAAAAUGAAAGGCAUUCUGAAGAGAUGAAGAAGGAGAAGACAGAGCUUAAAGAAACCAUUAGGUUUGACCUCGAGCGAUCAAACCAAGCACGAGAGAAAGACGCAAAAUCAGCAGCUCAAGAGAGAAAAGAAACGAGACAGCAACUUGCUGAGAUAAAUCAAAAGUUGGAGGAAAUCCCUAGAGAAACUACGAAACAAGUAGAGUCUAAUCCCAGUCUACCAAAAUCAAAUCUUCCUUCAAUGGUUCCUUACUUCACUGGGCGCGAAAAAGAGUGCGACGAAGUCUUUGCACACGUGACCAACAAAGCCACUCACCUCGUUUCCAUCUGGGGUUCGCCAGGUUUCGGAAAAACGUCGACUGCAAUCGCUGUAGGACAUCGCCUCCAAGCACAAGACCUGCCAGUAUGCUUUGUCUCGUUACGUGGGAUGAGGCUAACAAGUGACCUGACGUCGAAAUUUCUUGGUCUGUUUACACCCCAAAGUGUGUCAGAAUCCCAGCGUUUAAAAGAAAAUAACGAACUUUGCUGGAUUUUCUCUUAGAUUCCAAAUCGCUGCAUAUUCAUCCUUGAUAAUGCUGAUGAUCUUUUUGAAAGUGGCCUUCCCAACGUGAAAAAGGACGUUUUUCAUUUUAUUGAAGAACUUGUCAAUCACAACGAUAAGGUUUCGUUUCUUCUUACCACAAGAGAAUCUUGUGAAUUUUUGAAAAUGCGUUUCAAAGGAUAUCGUGCUGUAAGAAUAAAAGAGCUUGAUGAGCAAUCCUCUUCAGACCUUGUCCAAGUAUUGCUUCCAGAAGCAAGCAAGUCUGAUGGAUUAAAAGUUGCAAAGAAAUGCGGGAGCGUACCACUGGCAAUGAAGUUGUUGUGUUCCUUGAUUUCGGAGGAUGGUACAGAGACAUCAAGUGAGUCUAUUAACAUGUUCUUGAAUACUUCAGACAACAUUCUGGAAAUGUUGGAUAACCCAGACUACCCCAGUAAUAUGAGGUUGAAGUGUCUUUUUGACGCCUCGUUUCAGAAACUUUCUGCAAAGGAAAAAGAAGCACUGGUCUCACUUUCCAUUCUUCCCGAACACUUUGACAAGGAGACCGUAUCAGCUGUUUUAGGAAUGAAUUCAAUCCACGCCGUACAAGUUCUGAAGAGACUCAAGAGAACGUCUCUCAUUGAUUUUAGUUCGAAAGCCGAGGAAUAUUCCAUUCAUAAGCUCAUACUGUCAUUUGUGCAGGAAAAAGGGGAAAGUGAGAUGAAAGAAACGGUUCUCAACUCCAAAGUACGCUAUUUCGAACUGUAUAUUUCACUAUUCGAGAGGCUAACAGAGACGUUCCUGACAGGAUAUUCUAUGUCGGCUUACCUUGAGUAUUUUAAGAAUGAGGCAAGAUUCAUUCAAAGUCUUAUUGACGGUUGCCAGGAGGAAAGAACAGUCAGGAAAGUCUGCAAUGCCUUGAUUAAAGCAGAAAUGUUUGUCUGCUU